This is a messenger RNA of Penicillium subrubescens, 1452 nucleotides long. Its product is annotated as ribonuclease H-like protein. Gene Ontology annotation, molecular function: RNA-DNA hybrid ribonuclease activity; nucleic acid binding. The coding region runs from base 47 to 871 and encodes 274 amino acids. The record is from RefSeq and is a predicted model, not a curated record. Gene Ontology annotation, biological process: DNA replication, removal of RNA primer. Lineage: Eukaryota; Fungi; Ascomycota; Eurotiomycetes; Eurotiales; Aspergillaceae. The transcript is spliced from 2 exons.
CACAACUCCUAUAAUACCGACGUGCCUCCUCCAGAGACCAAGCAGGAUGCAGAGACGAUAUAGGAGAAGAGAGAACCCCAAUGCUAGCAAGGACGAUCAGGGUUCUAACCAUGUGGAAGAGACGCAUAGUUCCUCUGCUCAUAGCCCAGGCUCUCUCCUCAGCCAAGACGGCCGUUCAUCUGUCUCAUCCCCACCACCGCCUCCAGAUAUCGACUUGACUCCCGGCCGCCAAUUUCACCCUGAAAAUAUAUACCCUCACCACUUCAGCCAAGACGACAUUGAGGUUCCGACGGGAGACCGCAUCUAUCUUGCAUGCCCCGGAUCAAAGCGAAAGUGCCCCCAUUGUAACGCACACGUGGUCCACAAUGACUGUCUUGUAAUUGCGAUUGAUGGGGCAUGUUCGAACAAUGGCAAGGACGACGCGCGUUCGGCAAUUGGGGUAUUCCAUGGCUACGACAACGACUUCAACAUCUCCUAUACUUUAGACAGCUUUGACCGUCACACAAACCAGAUAGCCGAACUGGAGGCUUGCUCGAGAGCUCUAUCUGAUGCAAUCAUUAUACAGGCAGAGUGGGACAUGGCAGACGAUCGCCUUAGUGCAAUUAUAAUCAAGUCUGAUUCCGAGUACGUGGUGCGGGGCCUGACUGAGUGGCUCCAGAAGUGGAAGAAAAAUGGCUGGAAGAAUGCCAAGGGCUCUCCAGUCGCGAAUUCUACCCAUUUCCAACGGAUUGAGCGGCUGAUUGAACAGCUUGAACAGCAUAUCUCCGUCAAAUUUUGGAUGGUGCCUCGAGAACGGAACGCGAUGGCAGAUAGUCUAGCGAAAGCUGCUCUAGAAGAAAAGGGUACCGGGCAGCAGUAUUACGCCGUGUAGACUAUUUUAUAUCUCUAAAUAUAUUCUACUACAUUUGAAGGAAGGCCGAGGAGCAGAAUUAGGGGAGGAAAGAUCAAUUCAGGGGCAUAGGGACAGAUCUUUCAACGGUUUGGUGAAGAAAGAUGAAGAGUUAUCGGUCAUGACAACGCAGAAACCAUGCUAAUUCUGUACGUAUAAUCCACCUAGACCACCACUCAUCUUGAUUAGCAUACCUAAUUGCAGGAGCUUGGUCCCCGAACAGUGGCUCUCGACUGGAUUCUCAUUCUAAAAUUUCCGGGUGACCGCAUUCUACCAUUUGCAUUUGCCGCACAUGCAGAGGUGUUACGAGUGACCUAUGGAACAUCCCCUUCAAAAUCCUAUCAGUUUAUCCAAAAUCCACGCCAACCUGGAUCCGUCAUCUAAGAUCUGCCAAGGCGCGGUUGUGACAUGCGUGUUGACCGGCGAAGCGAUGGCGACGUGCUAGACGCCGCCAGCUGGGACGAUCCUCUGGCAAGUCGAGCUGACCGACGGACACCGUGUUCCACGCCAUGUCUCAUCAACUGCCCCUGAAGAAAAUAAAGAAUCCGGAUAUUCGAUGUAGC